UAGGGGGAUUUAUCGGUUUUGAAUUUCAGAGGGAGAGAAAGAAGAGAGGAGAGCGAUUGUUAGGUCGUGGCGAAGGCGCCGUGAAGCUGCUCGCGCGCGACGAGGAGGACGACGACGGAGUAGUUUGCCCUAAUAUCUUGGAGAAUGAGGGGGCGCUGGAUCCGUGAAAGCGCCAUGGCUAUGGUCGUCGCCGCGCGACGGAUCAACAAAGGCUGCCGCUAACGCGCUCUGAGGUAUGGCCGGACGAAAAUGCAGUUCCCCCAUUCCUUGCCGCCGCCCCUUGCUUUGUUUUCUUGUGGCUUGGCCCUUUGCCCGUCCAAAGUCCGAGAAGGAAUAGUGGCGCUCCUCCCCAUUUUGGUUUGGAGAGAUUUUUAGCAGUCUAGCGUCCUUGUUAGGGAGUCGAGCCCUUUUUUUCUUUUCUUCCUUUGUGCAGUUCCUCUUUUUUGUUGUUGCGUUGGGCAUAAAUUUGCCUUCGUUCGUCCGGCACCUCGCUCAUGCGGUCCAUGUGUUCACGCUGUUUGGGCUUGUUCCACUUGCUCACACGAAAGCAUUUUCAUAGCACUUUCAUGAAUGCCUUGUCGGCACGUUGCCAUUCCGGUUGACUUUGGUGCUUGCAAGUUCGUGUCAAAGAGCGCGCAAUUGCUGGAGGAGUCGUUCUAGAAGUUGGGAUCUCUGACUCGUUAUUUUCCUUUGAAGCGGCCCGUGCCCCUUUCCUCUCUCGUUUUAAGGCUUUACCUUGACAGUAAAGAGGAGGAAGUUUUGCUCGUGGGAGGUUGAGUUAUGGGGCCGGAUUUCCUUGUGCACGUAUGGAAGAGUGCGAGGAAAUGCUGGAGUGGAAGAUCUAAGCGCGGUGGGGAUGCGGAAGAUCUACUGGCGAUUGCUGAUGGAGACGAACAUGAAGUCCACUGCAACAAUCCGCCACUCAAUGCCCCUUUCAGGUAUCCAAACAAUAGAACCUGGACUACAAAGUAUACAUGGUACAGUUUCGUACCGAGAUCUUUGUUUGAGCAGUAUCGGCGAGCAGCUUAUUGGUACUUCACGGCUAUGGCGGGGCUGUCGCUAACGCCCUUCAGUCCAUACCGACCGGUCAGCGUUAUUUUGCCCCUUCUCUUCGUCAUUGCCCUCGGCAUGGCGAGAGAGCUCUGGGAGGAUGUUCGUCGAGCACGAGGGGAUCGUGAGAUUAAUUCCAGGCCCGUGACAUGUUGCACGAGAGGCACGGCACAAGUGAAGCUGUGGAGGGAGCUUCUGGUCGGAGAUGUGGUCAAAGUCAAGGACAAGGAGUUCUUCCCGGCAGAUCUACUGCUUCUGCAAUCCAGCAAUUCCGAUGGAGUGUGCUACGUAGAGACGAAGAACCUCGACGGGGAGACUAACUUAAAGGUCCGACAAGCGUCGCAAAGUACAAGUCAUUUGGUUAGCGAUGAAAGCUUCAAGGACUUUGAUGCGGUUCUGAAGUGCGAGCCUCCCAACGCUUCGCUUUAUACGUUCAGCGGCAGGCUGGAGUUUCCGGAUGGCCAGGUUUCUCCCAUGGGACCGCCGCAGGUGCUUCUCAGGGACUCCUGCCUCCAAAACACGGAUUACGUAUACGGGGUGGUGAUUUACGCGGGACGGGACACGAAAGUCAUGAGAAACGCCAUCAAUCCACCGUCGAAACGCAGCCGCAUGGACCAGAAGCUGGAUCACAUCAUGUGGGUUAUGUUUGGGAUACUCUUCGUCAUGAGCUUGGCAACGGGUCUAGCAGGUGGCCUCUUGACGAGGUUCCGACUGUCGAGGCUGUUCUACUUCAGGCCUUUCGAGGACAAUCCUUAUUACAAUCCCAGGAGAGCAGCCAUCGCUGGUAUCAUCGCGUUUGUAAACGGCCUGGUGUUAUAUGGCUACCUUAUCCCGAUCUCUCUCUACGUCACGCUGGAGAUUGUCCGAGUGAUCCAAGCCUUGUUUAUUGGCCAGGACCUGGGCAUGUACGACGAGGAGACUGACCGGCCUGCGAAAGUGAAGUCUUCCGGGUUGAACGAAGAACUUGGACAAGUGGAUACCAUCCUGUCCGACAAGACUGGAACGCUCACUGCCAACCAGAUGGAUUUUUGCAAGUGUACCAUCGAUGGAACUUCAUAUGGGACGGGAUCUACAGACGUUGAAAGAGCGUCCAAGAGGCUGGGAAUACCUUUCCUGGAGGCUCACGCCGAGGAUGCUGACACCAGUGAUCCGGUUGUGAAGGGGUUCAAUUUCCAGGACGACCGGUUGAUGGAUGGGAAGUGGCUGAAACAGGAGAAUGCCGACAGGAUUAAGCUUUUCUUCCAGACGCUCGCUCUCUGCCACACAGCGCUACCCGAGGGUGAUAUUGCGGAUCCAAAAUCUAUCCAGUAUCGCGCUGAGUCUCCCGAUGAGACUGCUCUUGUGGUGGCGGCCCAGCAGUUUGGAUAUGUUUUCUACAAGAAGACCCCGACUACUCUAUAUGUGAGGGAGAUAACUGGAACCAAAGGAGAAACUGCUGAUAAUGCUUAUGAGCUUCUAAAUGUGCUGGAGUUCAGCAGCGCCAGGAAACGCAUGUCGGUGAUCGUGCGCCUUCCAGGAGGUAACAUCGUGCUUCUAUCGAAAGGUGCUGAUUCCGUGAUGCUCGACCGUUUGGAUCGCCAUGACGAAGAACAUAUAUCCAUAACACUGGACCACUUGCGAACUUAUGCCGAGGUCGGUCUUAGGACGCUGGUGUUUGCCUACAAAGAACUCAAGCCAGUAGAGUAUGAGCAGUGGCUGGAGAAGUUCACUACUGCUCAAAAUGUGAUCGGGAAAAACCGGGAGGAGAUUCUGGAAGAAGUACAGGACGAGAUAGAAAGAGGAUUGAAACUCCUCGGUGGAACAGGUGUCGAAGACAAGCUACAGGAAGGUGUCCCCAAGUGUAUCGAACGCCUUGCUCAGGCAGGAAUCAAAAUAUGGGUUCUAACGGGAGACAAGAUGGAGACCGCUAUUAACAUUGGCUACGCAUGCAGUUUACUGCGACCCGGCAUGGAUAAACUCAUCGUAAGCCUGGGAGGAUCGUCAGUGCAGGUUCUUGACGAGAAGCUGUCGCAUGGAGGAUUGUCCCCGGACGAUAGAGCGAGAAGAAGAAAAGAUGAGCUGCAAACUUUGGUUCGUCAGCAACUCGACGACGGCCUGAGAGCCUUCGAGAGCAACAUUGAGCUGGAUGAACUUCCACGCGGGAGCUCGUCAAGUCGUCAUGAAGGAGGGUCUGGCAGGUUUGCUAAUAUCCUUCAAAGAGACAGCGGAGGUGUCUCAAGCUUUCGAUCCUUUGGAAGCCAGAACCUACAGAGAACGAUGUCGAGAGAUAGAAGCAGCUACACAAAGAUGGACGACGCUGUGAAUGAUGCCUAUGCACUUGUUAUCGAUGGUGAUUCACUGGCAGUCAUACUGACGGGAGAUUUGCAGAACUCAUUCAUGGAGCUAGCUACAAAAUGCUCCUCGGUUAUUUGUUGUAGAGUUUCACCCAAGCAGAAGGCAUUCGUGGCGAAGCUGGUAAUGAAGGGAUUGGGUAAAGACAAGCUUUGCCUGGCUAUAGGCGACGGGGCAAACGACGUGGGAAUGAUCCAGGUUGCCAACGUUGGUGUAGGGAUUAUUGGCGUCGAAGGUGCUCAGGCUGCUAUGGCUGCCGAUUUUACCAUCGCAAAGUUCCGAUUUUUGGAGAGACUACUCCUUGUACAUGGUCAUUGGUGUUAUAGACGUAUUUCGGUCAUGAUUCGCUACUUUUUGUUCAAAGUCUGCCUUAUAGGCUGGAUUUCUGUCUACUCGAAUAUUUUCACGGUGUUUUCGGGCAAUCCUCUCUACGACGACUGGUACGCAUCCUUCUACAGCACGGUGUUCACCGCACUUCCUGUUGGAGCGGUGGGAACGACAGACCAGGACGUUUCCGCCGAGGACUGCAUAAGAUACCCGCAGCUUUACCGAGCAGGCCAGAGGCAGCAGUACUUCAACACGAAGCUGGUGUUUCUAUCUAUCAUCCACUCGGUCUACGCAUCGCUCGUCAUCUUCUUCUUCCCGGUGGCACUCUACUUGGUCUCGGCGUUCCGAUCAAACGGGCAGCCAGCCGCGCUCCAGGACUUCGGAGCGGCACUCUUCACCGGACUGGUCCUGGUACCCAAUCUCCAGCUCUUCACUUACGUACACUACUUCACCUGGAUCCACCACUUCCUGAUCUGGGGCAGCAUUCUCGUCUGGUUUCUCUUCCUCAUCAUCUACGGUUCGCUAUCGCCAGAGCUAUCGACCGGGGCUUUCAUGGAGUUUGUGGAAGUCUUGGCACCGUCCCCGAGCUACUGGCUGCUACAACUCUUGGUGGUGGUGGUGGCGAUCUUUCCAGAUGUGAUCGUCCGGAGCUUCCAGUGGCUGCUCAGGCCAGCGGACUACCAGAUCGUGCUGGGCUUGGCGAAGUUUAAGAGUCAGACUACCACUACCACGCCGGCUCCAACACCGGCCUAGAGACGAUUUUUACUUUGCCUGUGAUGGAUCGAUGUUCUUAUCGUUUCCUGUGGUCGUGAUGUUUUUCCAGGGGAAGUUUUCCUAUGGUCUUUAAAAACUCGAGCUUAAAAUGUGAAUUUGAAAGUUAAUUUUAAAAUUUGAA
Messenger RNA from Selaginella moellendorffii, 4603 nucleotides. Its product is annotated as probable phospholipid-transporting ATPase 8. Gene Ontology annotation, molecular function: ATP hydrolysis activity; ATP binding; magnesium ion binding. The transcript has 7 exons. The record is from RefSeq and is a predicted model, not a curated record. Bases 781 to 4461 code for a protein of 1226 amino acids. Gene Ontology annotation, cellular component: plasma membrane. Gene Ontology annotation, biological process: phospholipid translocation. Lineage: Eukaryota; Viridiplantae; Streptophyta; Lycopodiopsida; Selaginellales; Selaginellaceae.